GCCAUAGACCAUAGACAUCUUCAGUAAAACAGGUGGUGCUAUAUGCCUAUGGUAUCAUGGCCAGAGGUUUUAUAUCGGUUCGGUUUCGUGUAGGUUGCAUCACAGAACAUAUUAUCUAGUAAUUGCAGAAGAAUGAAGUGGCUUUGAGCGUUUGUCUUGUGGAAGCAGGUGCGACAGUAGCUUAUUGACUAGGUAGCGUGGCCUUUCUGAAGACCAAAUACAGAUGAAGACAAACAUGGGGUCCAAAAGCAAGAAGAGAGUGGUACUUCCGUCCAGACCAGACCCACCAUCAGUGGAGCAGAUCAUCGAGGAUAUCAACAGAGCAUUUCCGAAUGAUCCAGUCUUCAAUAUUUUGCAGAAUGGCAUCCAAGAUGUGAGUACAGGGUCAUCUGACAGUGAGGUUGAAACCCGGUAUCAGCAGAGCCGACGGUAUCUGGAGCUGAACGACAGGUUACAGGAGGCGCGUGGUCAGCUGGUUCGCCAGAGGGAGGAGCUUCGUGCAGUGGGAGAGAAUUUGCAACGCAGCGUUGAAGAGGUCAAGGGGAGAGCAUUGUGAAGUUUUACUGGCUUCAUGAAGAAUAAUACCUCUUGGGGACAAUGUGGGUUUUCUGCACUCCAGAUUAUUCACCUUUAUUCAAGAAGACUUUUCACUUGUACCUGAAGUCUUCCUCAAAAAUGUGCACAUAUUCUGUAUACAUAUUUAUGCGUGCCACACAAAUAGUUCAGGUAGUUGGUACUGGCGGACAGGAUAGAACACCUAUGAGACCAAAGGAUUGAAAAAUGACCUUAUGCGAAGAUUAAACACUGUCAUUAAGACCACAUGUGAACCUUAAUUAAUGGAUAUUGGCAAUUCAAAGAUGGUGUGUAAGUAAAUCCCUAACAAUGCACCUUCUGUUAAAAAAAAAAAACGAAAGUUAGGCGGUGGUCACAUUAGCUAUUUGUGACAAAUAUACAGGUAAUGUUGAUUUUCUUUUCCAUGCAUCAUAUAGGCCUGUCUGUGAUUUGAUUGUUUCACACUGAAGUGACAUUUUGGCUUAAAAUUAGUAUGAGAAUCUCCAUAUUGCUUGAGCCAUUUCUUUUUGUGAAGGUGUUCAUGUUGAAAAUUUAUUAAUCAGUUAUGAACUGAUAUUUACUUUUCAUUCCAGUAUUCAUAUCAUAUUUUUAUUGUGCAGAUGAUUAAAUCAGUUUUCAUAUAUUCAGAAGGUUUAACAAACAAUAUAGAUAUUUAUACAUAAUUGCUGUCAAAUACAAUCUUGUGAAAUAUGCCUUCACUGCUAUAUUGUUCAUCCUCAAAGUUAAAUGUAUGGAAUUGCACUAAGCAUCAGCCUAGUGCAAUUGGUAGCAUCAGCAAAUAUGUGCAUUUUGAUGUCUAUCCAUUCAUUUUUUUUGUCUUAACUGCAGCAUUAUUUUCUGGUUUUACAUUACAGUUUUGACCUACAAAGCCCCAGCCCUUCCAGGGUUUGUUCCCCAUAAUGACAUGAAUGACAUUAUGCUCUAAAUUAUUACCUUCAUGUUAAAAUUAUGAUAAUGGACAUAAUUGGUGCAUCCUUUCUGAGAAUGUCAUGGUAGUCCAAAUAUUAUUGACUGAAUCCCGUUCACUUUGCUCAGCAAUCCAGAUACAUUUUGAGCAGAGUUUAGUAUAGUUAUUAAUGUGUACAUUUAUCUUGCUUUACAGAUACAGUUGCUUAGCAGGUUUAGUUCAUUGAAAAUUGGUUAAUGGUCUUUUCAUAAAAGCUGGGUGCUGGAUAACAGUGUGGCCAUGAGAAUGUUGAUGCUUUAUGAAAUGCGGCAUUUGCUGUUAUGGAUUAGGGUUGAGGAAUAAUAACUAUAGAAUGUUGACAGUAUACAGGAUUGGAGUAAGAAAAUGCACUCUUCUUUUCAUGAAAACAUUUAUUGUGUGGAUUCUUUCUCAUGAAGUACAUUAACUAUUGCCUUUAUAAAUGCUGUACAGCCUUUAUGUCCUGUAAUUUCCAUUUUAAUCCAAAUACAGAAAUUA
Messenger RNA from Anguilla anguilla (European eel), 1996 nucleotides. RefSeq names its product chromosome 4 C19orf25 homolog (gene c4h19orf25). The record is from RefSeq and is a predicted model, not a curated record. Bases 224 to 556 code for a protein of 110 amino acids. Lineage: Eukaryota; Metazoa; Chordata; Actinopteri; Anguilliformes; Anguillidae. The transcript has 3 exons.